This is a messenger RNA of Aegilops tauschii subsp. strangulata, 5350 nucleotides long. The record is from RefSeq and is a predicted model, not a curated record. NCBI's taxonomy places the organism in Eukaryota, Viridiplantae, Streptophyta, Magnoliopsida, Poales, Poaceae.
AUGAGUGCCCUUUGUUGGAACUGCCGCGGCGUGGGCAAAGCCGCGACAGUUCGAGAGCUUCACGACCUCGCGAGGAAAUUUGCCCCUAUCGUGCUAUGUAUUGUCGAAACCCAAAUAAAUGGUGCAUGUGUAGAAGCGCUAGCUAGUACUCUUGGUUAUGAUAGAGCUUAUGCUAUUAAUAGUAGUGGUAGAAGUGGAGGCAUUGGUAUUUUUUGGAAUAAUACAGUGGAUGUUGAAAUCUUGGGUGACUCGGUGUACCAUAUUGAUGCUAAGAUAACUGAAUCAGGUACCGAUCCGUGGAGGCUGUCCUGCUUUUAUGGAGAGGCUCAGACACAGUUGAGGCACCAAACAUGGGACCUCAUGAGAGUAUCUCAAGAUCUAGACCGGUGGAAUGUUAAUACUUUCGGUAGUGUCAGAAAGGAGAUAAAGCGUAUCAAACUUGAACUGGAGCAGUUGAGGAAUGACCCUUUGCGUGACAGACCUAGCCAUCAGGAGCUGAAAAUGAAUGAGAACUUGGUAGAAUUGUACCACCGCGAGGAGCUUAUGUGGAGGCAGAGGGCCAGGUUAGAGUGGCUAACCGCAGGGGACAGGAACACCAGAUUUUUCCAUAUGAGGGCUAGUCUCAGGAGGAGAAAGAACAUGAUUAAAGCCCUCUCAAAUGCCUUGGGGGUGCAGGUUGAUGAUCCAACGCAACUCAAGGCUAUGGUCCAAGAGUUUUAUGAAAAUCUAUAUACCACUGAAGGGGUGCAGGACAUAGAAGAGGUGACGAACCAUGUACCUUCCAAGGUAACUCCAGAGAUAAAUGCAAUCUUGUGUGCUCCCUACACAGGCGAAGAGGUGAAAGUUGCUCUCUUCCAGAUGUUCUCGACAAAGGCGUCUGGGCCCGAUGGAUUUCCUGCUCAUUUUUACCAGAGGCACUGGGACCUGUGUGGAGAUGAAGUAACCAAUGCUGUGCUCCGGAUUGUCAAGGGGGAGGAGAGUGUUGAAGCUAUUAAUGAGACUUUGUUAGUCCUCAUCCCUAAAAUAGCAAGUCCGACAUUGAUGUCUCAAUUCAGGCCAAUAAGUUUGUGCAAUGUUCUUUACAAAAUAGCUUCUAAGGUGAUAGCUAACAGACUGAAACAGAUUUUGCCUGAUAUUAUCUCCCAGGAACAAUUGGCCUUUGUGCCGGGUAGGCUCAUCACCGACAACAUCAUAUGCGCGUAUGAGUGCCUUCACUUCAUGAAGAGGAACAGGUCGAAGAGCAAUAGCUUUUGUGCACUAAAGCUUGAUAUGAUGAAGGCCUAUGAUAGGUUGGAGUGGCCAUAUUUGCAGGCCGUAAUGGUUAAACUGGGUUUUGACCAGUCAUGGAUCAACACAGUGAUGGAUGUUGGCCAAUCAGUCAAUGGAACAUUUAGAUAUCUCCGAGAUAGAGUUUGGGAGAAAGUCAGAGGGUGGGUGGAGAAGUUAUUAUCUGCGGCCGGAAAAGAAGUCUUGAUUAAGAGUGAUGUUUAUUCUGUUAAGUUCAUUAUAAGGAGGCGAUGGUUUGUGGCUGGGACAUAUGAUGGUUUCAUCCAUGUGUAUAAUUAUGAAACAAGAAUGGACUCCAUAAAGAGAUUCAAAGUACACCAGUCUAGGAUUACAGACACUGGUAUUUACUCGUCCAGAGCACUGGUCGUCCAUCCAACCAAACCAUAUGUGCUCUCUACUUUUAACAAAAUGAAACUUUGGGACUGGGACAAAGAUUGGGAGUGCAUACAAACAUUUGAUAUGGAACACUCUGCUUCCAUACGUCAAGUAGCAUUUAGUCCAAAAGACACAAACACUUUUGCUAGUGCUUCAAGUGAUCACACAAUAAAGCUUUGGAGACUUAAUUCUUCCAAAUCUGAGUAUACGUUGUGUGGCCAUUCGGACAAAGUGAACUGCCUGGAGUUCUUCACUGGUGAUGGUCAGCAAUAUUUGAUUACUGGCUCUCAAGACUGUACUGCCAAGGUAUGGAGCUUGCAGGAAAAGACAUGUGUUCGUACAAUAGAUGUUUUCAUGUCGCCAGUUGUUUCUGUCAUUUCCCUUCCAGAUACUCCAUAUUUAACUACAGGUUCAGAAGAUGGCACUGUUCAUUUGUGGAGCCGUUCUAGUUUCAGGCUUGAGAGAAUAUUUAACAUUGGCUGCGGUGGACCUGUUCGGAGUCUAUGUUUGAUGGGGUCAAAUAGGGUUGUAAUUCAACAGGAGGGUGAAAUAUCAAUCAUGGAUAUUGAUGCAAUCUCUGAGACAAGCACAUCAGCCCCCUCAAAUGAACUGAUCCAAGUUGACCCCCCAGAGUUGCGGUUCCUAGUUGUCCAAGAGGUGUCAAGCCCACUGAAGAUCACCAAUAUUACUGAUCACCACGUAGCUUUCACUAUAUGGUCAUCAACCAAUAGAGCGGACUACAAUGCAUUGCCUACCAAAGGAGUUCUAUCACCUAAUGCGACGGUACAAGUUGUUGUAACAAGAGUUGCACAUGACUGGGUACCAGCAGACCUCGCACCUGAGGAGGUAGUCUACGUGAAGGGCAUCGUCGUGGUCGAGGGUUUAGAUGCCAAAGAUGUCACUUAUGACAUGUUCAAACCAAAGACAGGCCGAAUUGUGCAUGAGGUGGAGCUGGAUGUUGUUUCUGUAGCCUCGGAGAUUAUACCAAACAUAAGGUUACCCUGGACCUUAGAUGUCCAUCCAACAGAGCCAUGGAUAAUGACCACUCAAGGAGAUUACCACGUUCAUAUAUGGAACUAUGAGACACGGGAAGCUAAACCUAUUGCUAUCAAGGGGAGAGAAGUUACUUCGGCUAAAUUUAUAGCAUUCAAGCAGUGGAUCAUGGCGGGUUGUUCUAGUGGACUCAUCUAUGUGUACAGUUACAGUCCGGUAAACAAGAAUCCAAUGAAGAAAAUCCGAGUGCUGCAACGACCCUCAAAACCUGUCCAUUCUUUGGCUGUUCAUGCAACUGAACCUUCAUCAAAAUCUGUCAAUUCUUUGGCUGUUCAUGCAACUGAGCCUUACGUGCUGUCAGCAUUCCAAGAUGGCAAAAUUUUGAUCUGGAAUUAUGAGAAUGACUGGGAGCUAAUUAAAACAGUUAAUGCCAAAAGCCUUCCUGUAGAGCUUGUCGAGUUUAACGACUAUGGAGAGUUAAUGAAAAUAUUUCAUGCCAAAAGCCUUUCUGUGGGGCAAGUCGCGUUUAGCCCAGAGGACACUGAUAUGUUUGCUAGUGCCCAGGAAAAUACAAUAAAGAUUUGGAACCUGCAUUCCGGUGAAUGUAAGGACAUAUUGUCUGGGCAUUCUGGUUUGGUGGUGUGUUUGGAUUACUUCCAUCUGGGUGAUAAGCUACACUUGAUCACUGGUUCACAAGACAGAACUGCCAAGAUCUGGGACUGCGAGACUGGAAGGUGUGUUCAGACCUUGAAAGGGCAUAUGGAUGUUGUUAAGAGUGCUUGUUGCCAUCCGGAUCUUUCAAUACUAAUUACAGGUUCAGGGGACGGGUCAGUUCGUCUGUGGGACUCCAACACUUUCCGACAUGAGCGUACACUCAGCCUUGACCUCGGAGAAGUGUAUGCCAUAGCAAGUUUGAAGGGAACACCAAGGAUCGUGAUUGGAAAUGAAAAAGCUUUAGUACUGGUAGAUAUAGACCUGGAAGGCAGGAAAUAUGGUGGUGUGCAGAGCACCAAAGGAUUAGCACGGCUAGAAAUAGACCUGGAGGACAAGGAUCGCAGUGCGGAGAACACCGUCGCGGUCAUGGAUUCCACGAAAGACACAUGUCAAAUGAGCGAAGAGAUAAGCUCAUCGACUGUCCCAAGUGAGCUGAUCAAGGUUGACCCCAUCCAGUUGCGCUUCUCCGUUGCACGAAUCGUGUCAAGUACAUUGAAGAUAUGCAACGUUACUGAUUACCAUGUGGCUUUCAGUAUAAAUUCAAAUAACAAUAAUACAGCAAAGUGCACCAUAUUGCCGAGCAAAGGAGUUCUGUCAUCACAGUCAACGCUAGAUCUUCUCGUAACUUAUUCUUUUCCAAAAAAACGCAAAAGCUUAGAACCCAAGGUGCUCACUGUGAAGAGCACCGUCGUAGAGGAGAGUUUUAUGACCAGAGAUAUCAUACAUGAUUUGUUCAAAACAAAGAGGGGCCGAAAUGUGCAUCGCAUGGAGCUGGCCAUAGUGUUUGUAGCCUUCAAGACCAUAUCCAAAGUAAAGUCAGUGUCGACAAUAGACGUGCAUCCAACAGAUCCAUGGAUGGUCAUUACUCAAGGAGACAAGUUUUUCCAAAUGAACUACCAUGCAAAGGAAGUGGAAUUGGUUGAGUUGAAGGGGGGAGAAGUUAGUUUGGCUAAAUUUAUAGCCCGCGAGCAAUGGAUUUUGGCUGGUUUUACUAGUGGACUCCUCUGCGUGUACAGUUGUGAUUCACAAAAUAGACUCCAUGUUCUACAUGAACACUCAACAUCUAUCAAGUCUUUAGCUAUCCAUGCAACUAAGCCAUAUGUGCUGUCAGCAUCCCGUGAUGGUAAAAUUUUGCUGUGGGACUAUGGAAAGGACCGGCAAUUGAUAAAAACAUUUGAUGCCAAUAGUUGGCUUGAUAAAGGCGAAAUUGUGGAGCAAGUUGCAUUUCACCCCAAGGACAACGAUUUGUUUGCCAGUGCCCAAGGCAAUACAGUAAAGUUUUGGAAUCUGCAUUCGGGUGAAUGUAAGCACAUACUGUCUGGCCAUUCAGAUUCAGUGGUGUGUUUGGAUUACUUCAAUCUAGGUCACAAGCUAUACUGGAUCACCGGUUCACAAGACAGAACUGCCAAGAUCUGGGACUGCGAGACAUGGAGGUGUGUUCAUUCACUGAAAGGGCACAUGGAUGUUGUUAACAUUGCAUGUUGCCAUCCGGACCUUCCAGUACUCAUUACAGGUUCAUGGGACGGGUCAGUUCGUCUAUGGGACUCCACCACCUUCAGGCUUGUGCGUGUGCUGAAGUUUAAACUCGGAAAAGUGAAUUCUAUAGCAUGUUUGAAGGGGUCAACGAGCAUAGCGAUUGGGCAUGAGAAAGGAUUAGUGCUGGCAGACAUAAGGCCCCGAGAAGGUGGUUUGAGCAACUGAACGAAAACCAAAAGGUUAAUGCGAGCCACUGGAGUAAAUCAAGAUGGUUGAAGAAGGCUAAAGAACUGUGAUAUUCUUGUGAAUCUGAUUGGGUUGAUUCAAUUCGAAACGGCAAAUGGACUAAAGAAUAGUGAUCCAUGCAUUUAAUAUUCCCCUUUUCUUUCUAAACAUGUUUGUUAUUGGCAUGUCUUUAAGCACAUUUGAUUCGCUGGAGGAAUCGGACAUCCUUCUUUUAUUCAUGGCAUGUCGUUUGUGUACUCCAUGUUAGCUUCACUUUGCA